Clupea harengus (Atlantic herring) is the source of this 4571-nucleotide messenger RNA. It is a transcript of the gene antxr1a, whose product is annotated as ANTXR cell adhesion molecule 1a. The record is from RefSeq and is a predicted model, not a curated record. Gene Ontology annotation, molecular function: transmembrane signaling receptor activity. Lineage: Eukaryota; Metazoa; Chordata; Actinopteri; Clupeiformes; Clupeidae. Gene Ontology annotation, cellular component: plasma membrane; cell surface.
CAUGUCCAUCGAAAAAGGGAAAUACUUUCACAAUUCCUUCCUUUUUUUUUCUUUUGUUAUUCUAAUUCAUUCCAUGUAUGUAGGUCUCCCCUUGCUUUGUAAUAACAUCCACCAUUAGAGGGUGCUAUAGCAAUAAUGAUUCAAAUGUCACCCUGAUUGAUUUUUUUCCUCUCCAUUUUUCCCCUUCACCAAAAGGGGGAGAGGGAAAACAGAGACAGAGAGUUGGAGUUGAGAGACUGUUGGACACACUCACAAUAGCUUAGCUUUCUAGGAAGCUGUCUGGAUCACAUAUACACACACACACGCACACUCUAUCAUCCACUCAUCUGCAAACAGAGGACUCAAAGUGUGUCUGACAGCAGAAGUUUGUUUCAGGAUCACAUAGCUGUGUGGGGGGAGUACAUGAGUACAUAUGUGCAUGCUCGGAUGACGCACAGUGACUUGGGCUAACUUGUGAAUCUACUGAAUUAGCCAAUCCAGAUUGGACAUACGGACUGGACAGUGGAUGUUUCAGCUGACUGCAAGGCUUUGGCUGCAACGAGGAAUACUCUUCUGCACCCAAGAGAGAAAGAGGGGGGAACAGAGAGAGAGAGAGAGAGAGAGAGAGAGAGAGAGAGAGUGAGUGAGAGUGAGAGAGGGGAGAAGGGAAUUCAAUAGACUCACUUUGUUUUGUUCAGAUGAUUCCUUUUUGAUCUCUCUGAUUUUUGUCUGCUGUCACUCCUUUGAGAACUGGGAUCAUGUCUGCAACUGACAGCAAAGGAAUAUGCACGGCAUUUUUGCUGGGAUCUCUACUGGUGGUGGCAACAAGUGGGAAUGCCGGUCACGACCAGGACAGCGAGCUCACACAACCAUCCUGCUACGGCGGCUUUGACCUCUACUUUGUCUUGGAUAAGUCUGGCAGUGUGAUGCACCACUGGAAUGAGAUCUACAACUUCGUUGAACAUCUGGCACAUAAAUUCAUAAGCCCACAGCUGCGGAUGUCCUUUAUUGUCUUUUCCACUGAAGGACGGAUCCUGAUGCGUCUCACAGAGGACAGGGAAAAGAUAAGGACAGGCCUGGAGGAGCUUCAGAGGGUCCUGCCAGGUGGAGACACUUUCAUGCAUGAGGGUAUUCAAAGGGCUAGUGAGCAGAUUUACUAUGGAAACUCUGAAGGGUACCGGACUGCUAGUGUCAUCAUCGCCCUCACCGAUGGCGAGCUGCACGAAGACCUCUUCUUCUACGCCGAGAGAGAGGCCAACCGCUCGCGCAGCCUGGGUGCAUCUGUCUACUGCGUCGGGGUGAAAGACUUCAAUGAGACACAGUUGGCUAAGAUAGCAGACAGUAAAGACCAUGUUUUUCCAGUGAAUGGUGGCUUUGAGGCAUUGCAAGGGGUCAUCGAUUCGAUCCUCAGGAAAUCCUGCAUUGAGAUCCUUGCGGCGGAACCUUCCAGUAUCUGUGCGGGAGAGACGUUCCAGGUGGUGGUGAGAGGAAAUGGAUUCCUCCACGCCCGCAACGUGGAAAAAGUGCUCUGUACCUUCCGCAUCAAUGACACCCUCACAAGGAUGGUGAAGCCCCUAAUUGUUGAGGACACGUACAUGCUAUGUCCAGCACCAGUGCUACGAGAAGAGGGAACGGCUGCCUCCCUAUAUGUCAGCAUGAAUGAAGGCCUGAGUUUCAUCUCCAGUUCUGUCACCAUUACCACUGUGGGCUGUUCUGAUGGGACUAUUCUGGCCAUCGCUCUCCUCAUCCUGAUGCUGCUUCUGAUCCUGGCUCUGCUCUGGUGGUUCUGGCCUCUCUGCUGCACGGUGAUCAUCCAUGCGCCCCCACCUCCAGUGAUGGAAGAAAGCUCGGACGAAGAGGACGAGGAUGGGAUGCCUAAGAAGAAGUGGCCGACAGUGGACGCCUCCUACUACGGCGGUCGAGGAGUGGGUGGAAUCAAACGGAUGGAGGUGCGCUGGGGAGAGAAGGGUUCCACGGAGGAGGGGGCCAAGCUGGAGAAGGCCAAGAACGCGCGGGUGAAGAUGCCAGAGCAGGAGUUUGAGCUUCCGCCCUCCCGCAUCCUGAACAACGGCAUGAGGAAACCGCACGGCCCACGCAAGUGGUACUCUCCCAUCAAGGGCAAGCUGGACGCUCUGUGGGUUCUGCUGAGGAAAGGCUACGACCGUGUGUCAGUCAUGAGACCGCAACCAGGAGACAAGGGUCGUUGCAUAAACUUCACCCGGGUCAAAUCAAACCCUCCGCCCCGCUACCCAGCGUUCAGGCAAUACUCCACGCCUAUCUACACCCUGCCGCAAGAUGGCAGCACGCCACCCCCCCUCCAGACCAUUCUGCCCCCUCCCUCUCACAGUCCUCCAGCAUCACCAUCCUCCACCCUCCCCCCGCUGCCCUCCACUCCCCCCCCUUGCUCCACCCCCUCCCCUUGCUCCACCCCCCCUCCGACUACACCCCCGCCCUACACCCCGCCACCAACCCGGGCCCUGCCUCCGACCACAUUAUAUCUCCCCCCGCCUGUGGGUCCUCCCUCACCUCCUGCAUCGCCGACUGGAUCCUUGCCUCCACUCCCACAAGCCCCUCCCCCUGGAAGAGCCCCUCCCCCUGACCGUCCACCGCCACGCCCUUCUCUGUAGAGCGGCUGUUGUGAAUGGAGCGCAGAAGCUCUGCUUCCUGGAACUGAUUCAGUGGAACAUGAAGUGAGACAGGACAUGCAUAUGUCCCUCCUCAGACUGCUCUUGUUUCCCCUCAGAACCAGCUACAGUAUGCUUGUCCAUGUGGCCACGCCAAUACAAUACCAUUCUGCAUCACAACACCACAUCUCUGUUUGGACAGACUAACAGAGAAUCCAUGCUUUUGUCAGGCUUCAACCACAAAGCAAACAACCAGCAUCCAGACAGCAAGAUCUCGUUUCUUUUGUGAUUUUUCUUAUCAUGACCACCGCCAUUUUGUCACUUUGCAGCCUCACGGUUCUGGACAUAUCUGCAUAUCCGCACACAAAGAAUGAACUCAAUCAACUUUACCUGGCUGUUGCCAUUAAAGCGUGCCAAUGGUCAUUCCCACAGUUCGAGAGGACGGACAAGACAUUACCCGCUCAACGACAAUCUGCUAAAUCGUUAAGACUUGAGGUUCCUGAGAACGAGGACUUGGAGAAGGUGUUUUAAGAUUUACUAUUUGUGAGAUGUACAUGUAAAGUUUGCUCGUAAAGAGCAAAAUGUUUGGAAUUGGUCUUGGUGAAAGGUAUGAUGCACGGCUAACUUUCACCCUGGUGUACAGUUUCCACUCCGUACAACAAGCUGAAAUUACGAUUUCAUCGACGGGGAGUUACUUUUUGCACAAGUCAGUUGUAAAGACCAAAAAACUGGAAAAAGUGAUGGAAUGUGCCCAUGUGCGUCAGCGUAGACCAUAUUUGUUUGCAGAGACAUUCUAGGUGUGGUUGUGUCUUACACUUGUCAGACCUCCAACCUCCAAUCUGGGUCACACACUUGCUAGAAAAGAGAGGAAAAUGAAUUCUUGACCUUGUACCAAACAAGGAUAUGGUGAUAUUAGGAUGUCAGUAUUAAAUUACAGUUUGAUGCAUACUUGGUCCAGCUUGGGUAGAACAGAUUGUUGGGUAAAAAAUAAUCAAUCAAGUAGAUAAAUAACAAAGGACAUAAUAAGUAUUGGGAGCCUCAUUUAUUAUGAAGACGGUUUGUGCAGGGAUAUGUUGAAGGAUCACUUGAAGAUUAUAAUUCAGGUUUAAGCAAAUAAUUUGCUCACAGAUUAAAUGUAACAAGUGCAUGACUAAGUGUCCUUUUUAGCAUUCGUAGAACAUUUUUAUACAUUUUUAUAAAUAUGUUUUGUAUAAAUAUACAUUACUCUCUAUGUCUUUCUGUUGUUUUUUUUAUAUUAUUUGUUGUUUUCAUAUUCGUGGUGGGUUUUAUAUUUUACUACUCCAAUACAUGAUUGUAAAAUUGUGCAUCGCACAUGAGUUUGGGCUUGAACAUGCUCCGAGGUAUUCAUGGGAGACGCUCCAUAACCAAGAAUGAUCGCACACAUUGUUUUCAACUUUAGGUUGUGUAUAUUUGACACCAAAGUGUUGUGUUUUAAACCACUUUUGCCCUCCGGACUGAGUCUGGGCUCUUUUCAUCUUCAUUCUGUACCAUUCAUAAAUUAUUGCCUGUGCCAGCCAAUUGCCAAACCUGUAGCUGUGCCAAGAUGUGCUUGUUCAUCUUUGUGCCUUGCCAUUGGAAUCAUUGUUGGUGUCAUGGUUGCUGUGUCUUAAAGGAAUCGAAUGAAUCUGUACCAUUGCACAAGAUGGAGAGCACCCCCCACACAGUCUGCUGUUUAAUUCUGACCUCUGCAGUCUUUGCUCUUUGCUGUUAAUAUUUGAUCUGUUCAUCUCAUUUGUGCUGAGAAGUUUAACUGCACAGAGUGACGAAGAAUUUCUCUGCAGUCGGGACGUGAACAGAUUGUCUGAUUUAAGAAAACAGAAAAGUGAGAUUAUUUUCCCCCUCCUCAGUGUUUUCAGCAUGAGCUUUGCCCAACAUUCCUGGCCCUUUCUGUGUCCCCAACCCCAUCUCAUUUUUAGACCCUGAAUUAAACACCAUUCACACUUGAAA